AGAGAGCGAGAGUAUGGUAGAAUGAAAACAUUAUUGAACUUCGUCUGUGCGGCUUAUCUUCCGACCCAUUCUCAGUUUCAUUCGUAACACGACCCACUAAACUUGCUUCGUAAUAGCCGGUCCGAUAACUUCGUCUUGUGGAAGGACUGUAGGUGACUCGAUAUCUCGGGUCGUUCAGCUGAUAAUUACGGCAGUACAUCUCGUGCAGUAUCAGAGAAAACACCGUCAUGGCAGCGCCGACCGAAGAACAGUACGUAUUCUACGGUGGAUCGACCGACGAAAGUGUUGAAAAUGGGUGCCGAUCGCUGGGCGAGUUAAUUCUCAAGCGUAUGCGUACGAAUGGAGAUGAUGUUGCGUUUAUCGACGGGAUAACGGGCCAUGAAACGACCUUCGCCGAUAUGCUGGAGCAAUCGGUACGGCUAGCUAAUCGCUUUCACCGGAUUGGUAUCAAGAAGAACUACGUGGUAGCGAUUAUGUGCGAGAAUAGGAUUGAACUGGCGUUAGUGUCACUUGCCACGAUCUACCUGAACGCGAUCCCGAUUCUGCUGAACCCAAGCUACACGCCGACGGAGCUUGAGCAUGUGUUGAAACUUGCCAAACCUCGAGCCAUUUUCGUGUCUCCGAUCGCCCUUAAAACGCUUCUAACCGUAGCUCCAGCAAUCCCUUCCCUUAAAAUGAUCACCCUGCUUGGAUCCAAAGAAAAGCCGAACAGCAAAAUUACUCUGUUCAGCGAACUCUUCGACAGAAACAAGCUAAAAUCUGCCCGAGCCUUCACUCCUCAACCGGUGAACCUACGCGAGCAGGUUGCACUCAUGGUUCUCUCCUCGGGAACAACCGGACUCCCAAAAGCCGUCCAACUAACCCACUACAACAUUAUGUCCGUCAUGGCUUAUAUUCGGCAGGACGCAAAAACCUUCGGACUUCCAGCAAACUCGCGCGUCUUGGGACUGCUUCCUUUCUUCCACAUCUACGGCUACAUGAUGGUCCUCAGCUCGUUCUGCAACGGACGCACAAUGGUUUCGCUGCCAAAGUUUGAACCCGACCUAUUCCUAUGCACUAUUCAGAAGUACGAGAUCAUGGGCGCUGCCCUCGUUCCACCGCUGAUGGUCUUCCUCGCGAAGCAUCCCCUCGUGGAUAAGUAUGACCUUAGCUGCCUAAGAGCUAUCUCAUGUGGAGCCGCUCCGUUGAGCAAAGAAAUCGAAGAAAUGGUCCUGAAACGUCUACCGAACCUGCUGAUGAUCCGUACCGGCUACGGAAUGAGCGAGUGCUCGCUUGGUGCUCUGACGAGGAACUCCGACAAAGCCGGUAGCGUCGGCCAGGUCAACCGGAUGUUCUGGAUCAAAAUCGUGGACACCGAGAGCGGAAAGACGCUUGGUCCCCACCAGGUUGGAGAAAUUUGCGUCAAGGGUCCGAUGGUCAUGAAGGGAUACCUGGACAACGAGAAAGAAACUCGCUCGAUCAUCGAUCGGGACGGCUGGCUGCACACCGGUGAUACCGGCUAUUUCGACGAAGAUCACGAUUUUUACAUCGUAGAUCGGAUCAAGGACCUAAUCAAGUACAAGGGCUUCCAGGUUGCUCCAGCCGAGGUCGAGGCGGUACUGCUGACGAACGCAAAGAUCAAAGACGUGGCCGUGAUUGGACUGCCGGACGAGGCCAGCGGUGAAGUGCCGAUUGCGUUUGUUGUCACCCAGCCGGAUGCACAGCUCAGCGACGCCGAAGUUAAGGCCUGGGUUGCCGAUCGACUGUCCCGCCAGAAGCAUCUACAUGGAGGGGUGCGCUUCGUUGCGGAGAUUCCCAAGACGGCCAGUGGCAAGAUUUUGAAACGGGAGCUUCGCAAAUUGGUGACGAAGGCCAAAUUGUGAUAAGGAUAUGUUUUGUUGUUGAUAUUUUGCAAAAAUAAAAGUUCUACUUCCUUACAUUUGUA
Molecule: messenger RNA, 1924 nt
Organism: Culex quinquefasciatus (southern house mosquito)
Lineage: Eukaryota; Metazoa; Arthropoda; Insecta; Diptera; Culicidae
Product: 4-coumarate--CoA ligase 1-like
Exons: 2
Coding region: 228-1862 (544 amino acids)
Biological process (GO): fatty-acyl-CoA biosynthetic process; long-chain fatty acid metabolic process
Molecular function (GO): long-chain fatty acid-CoA ligase activity
Source: RefSeq, a predicted model, not a curated record